GUAUCGAUUCAAAAGGCCUCUGGGCGACACCCUCGCGCGUUUCACGGUCGAACUUCACUGCUUCACCGGCAAACUAGUGAGUAGUACACGCGCACGCGACGCAGAUUUCAACUCGAAACGUUUAGUUUCUCCUUCCUCACCUCUCUUAUUUAGCCCUUUUCGUUCGUAUUUGAAAUCCUUACUUUAAACUUAACUUAACACCUUUGCGUGCAAAUUUCGAAGAGAAAAAAAACGAGAGAGGAAUAGGAAUGAUAGAAAAUUGAUUGAUCAAAAAAAGGACAAAUUAAAUCAACUCGUUUGAUAAAAGAAAACUUGAAAGGGCGACGAAACGAAAAAGAAAAAGUAAUUAUCCAAUUCUACGAUAAAGUAUUCGACUUAGCGAGAAAAUAUUUGACGAAAAGAAACGUAAGAAAGACAAAAAGGGAAUAAAACGAAUCGGAAGAUUUUCGUCGAAGAAAUAAAGUCAACGUAAUCCAUCAAAAUUACCGGCCGCGGCGGUUGCGCCAAAUAUUGUGGUACAGCUCCAUCACCCGGCAACAUUUCAUUCUCCAGCUUACGUCAAUCCUUUACUUCCAAUGUCAACUACCUGAAACGGAGAGAGUCUGGCGCGAGCGAGCGUCACAUGUGUCCGGUCGAAAGAUUAAAAGAAGUCCGCUUGUCUUCCAGGUUCUCGUCAGGAGAUUUGAGCUCGGAGCUCGACGAUGAACCGAAUACGGAAUCCGGGCUGGCCUCCGUGGCGCGGCAGGACUCGUCCCUGCCGUAUCAGGCGGUCCCAGAUCGACCACUUCAAUCUCAACCUGCACCUAUACCACCAACUAAUCAACCACCGAUCCCAGGUGCACCGCCAACUGGACCACCCCAACCGAUUGGCGGUGAUCUCAGCUUAAACUUAAGACCGGGAUCUAGGACCACCAGCGCACCUUCCUCACCAGCCAAAAGCCGUGAAAGUCUGUUGCAGAGAGUCCAAAGUCUAACAGGAGCUGCCAGAGAUCAGGGCGCAUCCAUUUUGGGAGCAGCCGUUUCGGGCGCCACUAGGGGACCCUCCUACAGCAAGGAUCGAUGCUUCACUCUCCUAGUGAUAGACGAUCAGAAUACCGAUUGGAGCAAAUAUUUUCGUGGUAGAAGACUUCACGGGGAUUAUGAGAUUCGCGUGGAACAAGCGGAAUUCCGAGAAUUGUCUUUGACAGCAAGCGAAGCUGGUAGCACAGUUUCCAUGGCAGUUUAUCGUAACGGAACUAAAGUCAUCAGAUCUUUCAAGCCGGAUUUCGUGCUGAUUCGUCAAAAUUUGCGUGAUGCUGGCGAAGACAACAAGAAUCUUCUUCUUGGCCUGAUGUACGGUGGCAUACCAAGUGUUAACAAUCUUACAGCUAUUUACAACUUCCAGGACAAGCCAUGGGUAUUCGCUCAUUUAUUGGGUCUUCAACGUCGUUUGGGCAAAGACAAUUUUCCUCUGAUCGAGCAAACCUUCUACCCUAAUCAUCGUGAAAUGGUAAGCGCACCGCGAUUCCCCGUAGUUGUGAAAUUAGGACAUGCUCAUGGAGGUAUUGGGAAGGCUCGAGCUGAAACAAAUCAAGAUUUCUUGGAUCUCGCAUCUUUGGCAGCAUUGGCGAAUACUUAUAUCACCGCUGAGCCAUACGUUGACACCAAAUUUGACGUACACGUGCAGAAAAUAGGAAACAAUUACAAGGCCUUCCUACGAAAAAGCAUAACUGGAAAUUGGAAAUCAAACACGGGUUCGGCGAUGUUGGAACAAGUACCGGUUAGCGAACGACAUCGUGUUUGGAUUGACAACGUAUGCCAACUUUUUGGUGGCUUGGAUAUUUGCGCGAUCGAACUUCUCGUUGGUAAAGAUGGCCGAGAACACAUAAUAGAAGUUAACGAUAGCGCUUUAUCAUUGAUGGGAGAUUCUCAGGAAGAAGAUCGUCGUCAUAUAGCCGAUUUGGUUACCGCUAAGAUGCAAGCUUGUUGCCGACCACCCAGCGUUUUAACGAAAACAGCCUCGAGGGGUUCCAUGUCCGGUUCGAGCCAAGCUACGAGUCCUGUUGAAGAAUCACGUACGGCACCACCGCCAAUAGCACCACCACCUGCACCUUUAGGAUCUCAUGGAAGUAUGAGCUCGAUGGCAAGCAUAGGUAGCUUAGGUUCUACUACGGCCUUGGCAGGCGACGUUACUACUUCGGAUACUCAUCAUCAACUUCAACGUCGUGAUUCUCAAGCAUCCCAAUCUAGCACGGUCAGCAGUGCACCAUCGGUCGGUCGAAGAUCAGAUGAACCACCGACAAUACCAUCAAGAGUACCUUUCCAUCGUCAAGGUAGUCAGUCUCAGACACAAGGUGAAGAUACCGAAGAUACGAUGAAAAAUCUUCGAAAAACGUUCGCUGGUAUAUUCGGUGAUAUGUAAUUCGUUUAAUCGGCUGAUUAAUAAUACCCAAGAAAUAUAGUAUCAUCAAGAAUAAUCUGAUUAGAAAUCAAGAGAUAAACGCUAGUUCAAGUCUGACAAAAUAUAUCGUCUUGUUUAAGGGAAGUUUUAUUUUAGCAGUUUAACGAUUUAAAAAAGAAAAAAAAGAAAAAGUUAAUAUUUCAAGCGACUCAAGGAUUUCCAAAAGUAUUUCCUAUCGUAGCCUCGCAUCGAUGUGUAAAUAUCUAUAUAUUUGCAGAUAUUUGUUCAUUUUUAUCUCUGUACACAAUUAAGACGCGGUUUCUAGAUAAGAAGGUUUUUUCGAUCUUGAAAAAAAAAAAAAGAAAAGAAAAAAAAAA
Messenger RNA from Polistes canadensis, 2757 nucleotides. It is a transcript of the gene Syn, whose product is annotated as synapsin. NCBI's taxonomy places the organism in Eukaryota, Metazoa, Arthropoda, Insecta, Hymenoptera, Vespidae. Gene Ontology annotation, cellular component: synaptic vesicle membrane; synaptic vesicle. Gene Ontology annotation, biological process: neurotransmitter secretion. Bases 623 to 2401 code for a protein of 592 amino acids. The record is from RefSeq and is a predicted model, not a curated record. The transcript is spliced from 11 exons. Gene Ontology annotation, molecular function: metal ion binding; ATP binding.